Exophiala bonariae is the source of this 4095-nucleotide messenger RNA. Its product is annotated as multidrug-resistance transporter mdr2. Gene Ontology annotation, molecular function: ABC-type transporter activity; ATP binding; ATP hydrolysis activity. NCBI's taxonomy places the organism in Eukaryota, Fungi, Ascomycota, Eurotiomycetes, Chaetothyriales, Herpotrichiellaceae. Gene Ontology annotation, cellular component: membrane. The transcript has 2 exons. The record is from RefSeq and is a predicted model, not a curated record. Bases 1 to 4095 code for a protein of 1364 amino acids. Gene Ontology annotation, biological process: transmembrane transport.
AUGGAUCCAAAUGGACAGGGCGACGUGACCAGAGGGGCCACUUCGGUGGAAGAGAACAUGGAGGAGAAACAGAGAUCAGCCUUGGGAAUAACUACAGAACAUCAACUCGACACCGAAAUAUCAGAAAAGACUCCCAGAACACCAGUCUCGGCCGCUCCAAAAUCCCCAAAUUCUCCCGUAUCUCCAGACUCCCCUUCGUCUGAUGAUUCUCGCGCCGUUGAUCUCAGGAAACUCGAUUCGGAAAUCGUUCAAGUGCGCGAAGUCCCAGAGGGCGACGCUGCUCUGGCUCAUCUGCCUGAAAAUGAAAGACUGGUUCUCAAAAGGCAGCUGGAUGUUCCGGAUGUCAAAGUCACAUAUUUCUCCCUGUACAGAUACGCCACGACAUGGGACAAGGUUUUCAUCGCUAUUGCGGUCUUCACCGCAGUCGGAGCGGGCGCGGUUAUGCCAUUGAUGACGGUGAUUUUUGGAAACUUGAGUGGCCAAUUCCAAGGCUUAGCUCUAGGAACUGCGCUGAAUUUCAAGUCGAUCUUGAACACCUACGUUCUCUACUUUGUCUAUUUGGCAGUUGGAGAAUUCGUCCUAAUCUAUACGUCGACCGUUCUCUUUAUCUAUACCGGCGAGCACAUCACCUCCAAGGUCCGAGAACAGUAUCUCAGAGCGAUCCUGAGCCAGAACAUUGGCUAUUUCGACAAAAUUGGAGCUGGAGCCGUCACCACCAUGAUUACUGCUAAUACCAACCUGAUUCAAGAGGCCAUCAGCGAAAAGGUCGGUCUCACUCUCACUGGAGUCGCGGCUUUCUUUGCUGCUUUUGUCAUUGGCUUCAUCAAGUUCUGGAAACUUACAUUGAUUUGCAUGAGCUCCGUUGUAGCCAUUGUUGUUCUGAUGGGCGCUGGCGGUAGAAAGAUGUCUGGCUGGAACAAAAAAUCCCUAGCCGCAUAUGCCAUUGGAGGCUCAGUCGCCGAAGAAGUGCUUGCAUCCAUUCGAAACGCUGUUGCAUUUGGUACACAGGACAAACUGGCGAAACAAUACGACAUUCACCUUCAAGAGGCACGACAUUGGGGCAUCCGUAGCAAGGCUGCUCUUGGCUGCAUGAUCGGAUCUCUUUUGUGCAUCAUCUUCCUGAACUAUGGCCUGGCUUUUUGGAUGGGAUCUCGAUUCCUCAUUAGUGGUGAGACGACCUUGGCUCAGAUUCUCACCAUUGUUUUGGCUGUCAUGAUCGGCGCCUUCUCUUUUGGAAAUGUUGGGCCAAACAUACAACAUUUUGCUGCUGGUGUGGCUGCGGCAUCCAAGAUUUAUGCCACUAUUGACCGGGCAUCCCCAUUGAAUCCAUUGUCAGAUCAAGGAGCGACACUUGAACAUGUGGAAGGUGCUGUGGAACUCAGGAAUAUCAAGCACAUCUAUCCUUCACGAGCAGAAGUUGUUGUCAUGGAAGAUGUCAGCUUGAACAUCCCCGCAGGCAAGACCACGGCUUUGGUUGGUGCAUCUGGUUCGGGCAAAUCUACGAUUGUUGGGCUAGUGGAACGAUUCUAUGACCCAGUUGGAGGUGCUGUCUAUUUGGAUGGUCACGACAUAAGCACUUUGAAUUUGCAUUGGCUCCGUCAACAGAUUGCUUUGGUGCAGCAAGAGCCCGUCCUCUUCAGCCAAACCAUCAAAGAAAACAUCAAGAACGGAUUAAUCGGCUCCAAAUACGAAGAAGAGUCUGAAGAGAAACAAAUGAUUCGAAUCAUUGACGCUGCCAAGAAGGCCAAUGCACACGACUUCAUCUCUUCUCUCCCGAAUGGAUACGAGACUCAUGUUGGUGAGCGUGGUUUCCUGUUGUCUGGUGGUCAGAAACAGCGAGUUGCAAUUGCCAGAGCAGUUGUCAGCGAUCCCAAAAUCCUGCUACUGGAUGAGGCUACGUCUGCACUGGAUACUAAAUCGGAAGGAGUCGUUCAGGCGGCUCUCGAUGAGGCAGCAAAGGGUCGAACCACUAUUGUCAUUGCUCAUCGCUUGUCGACGAUCAAGACCGCGGACAACAUUGUUGUAAUGCAAAAUGGGAGAAUUAUCGAGCAGGGUACUCAUGAUGAGUUGCUCGAACUCAAGGGCGCAUACUAUAACUUGGUCUCUGCCCAACGUAUUGGUGGCGACAAAGACGAUGAUUCUGAGAAGGACGUCGAAGGCGGUGAUGAAGAAAUGGCUCGAAUACAGUCCAAGAGAUCUGCAAGCUUGGCAGGUGUCGAUCCAGACGACGAGAAACUCGCCCUUGGUCGGUCCAAAAGUCAGAAAUCUAUUUCGUCAAACAUUCUCGCCGAAAAAUCACAGGACGGUCAGGCUCGAUACUCUCUUGGCACAUUGAUCAAAUUCAUCGCUCGCUUCAACCGCACAGAAUGGCGUUUGAUGAUGGUUGGAUUCUUCUUCAGUUUCAUUGCCGGCUCCGCUCAGCCUGUUCAGGGUAUCUUCUUUGCCAAGUCAAUCGUAUCAUUGUCUCAGCCGCUCCCUGAAAAAGCAGACCAGAUCCGCAGUGAUAUCAGCUUCUGGUCACUGAUGUAUUUGAUGUUGGCAUUUGUUGAUCUCAUUGCAAUGGUCGUUCAAGGGACUGCCUUUGCCUAUUGCAGUGAGAGUCUAGUGCAGCGGGCUCGCGAUGGUGCAUUCCGGAGAUUUUUGAGACAAGACAUCUCCUUUUUUGACGAGGAACAGAACUCUACAGGUGCCCUAACGUCAUAUCUAUCAACCGAAACAACACAUCUGGCCGCAAUUUCUGGAGCAACUUUGGGCACGCUGAUCAGUUGUACUUCAACGCUGGUUGUGGCUGUCGUCAUAUCUCUGGCAAUUGGCUGGAAGUUGGCACUUGUCUGCUGCUGUGCUCUUCCUGUUAUUCUCGGGACUGGAUUCUUCAGAUUCUACAUUUUGGCCAAAUUUACCGCUACCGCACAAAAGCAUUAUGAAAAAUCGGCUGGAUACGCCUGCGAGCACACCAACGCGAUCAGAACUGUGGCUUCCUUAACCACUGAAUCGGAAAUUUAUGGCGAAUACCGACGACAACUUCGAGAUCAGCUUGGUGUAUCUCUGAAAGCCAACUUACGUAACUCGUCAUUGUACGCAGCUUCACAAUCAGCAAUGUAUUUGGCAUUUGCAUUGGGCUUCUGGUAUGGUGGCCAGCUUAUGGCAAGUGGCGAGUACACUAUGUUCCAAUUCUUCAUUGUCUUCUCCGAAAUCAUCUUCGGAGCACAGUCUGCUGGAACAGUGUUUUCAUUUGCUGGAGAUAUGUCCAAGGCUAGAAAUGCAGCCGCUUCGUUGAAGAAGUUGUAUGACCGUCAACCCACGAUCGAUCCAUGGUCAACGGACGGGGAAUCUAUCGAAACUGUUGAGGGCUCGAUCGAGUUCCGAGAUGUUCAUUUCCGUUACCCUACCCGACCUGAUGUACCUGUGCUUCGUGGCCUCAACCUGAUUGUCAAGCCUGGACAGUAUGUUGCACUUGUUGGUGCUUCGGGUUGUGGAAAAUCGACAACAAUUGCAAUGAUGGAACGCUUCUACGACCCCUUAGCGGGCGGGGUCUAUAUUGACGGCCUGGAGAUCUCGAGGCUGAACUUGAACGACUAUAGGGCACAGCUUGCCUUGGUCUCACAAGAGCCCACUCUGUACCAAGGCACAAUCAAGGACAAUGUACUCCUUGGUGUGGAUAGGGGGGAAGUGAGCGACGAACAAGUCAUUCGUGCGUGCAAGAAUGCUAACAUUUACGAUUUCAUCAUGUCGUUGCCUGAUGGAUUUGCUACCGAUGUUGGAAGUAAAGCAGCCUUACUUUCAGGCGGUCAAAAACAACGUAUCGCAAUUGCUCGAGCACUAAUCCGCGAUCCCAAGGUGUUGCUCCUCGAUGAAGCAACAUCUGCGCUAGAUUCCGAAUCGGAGAAGGUCGUACAAGCCGCCCUUGACGCAGCCGCCAAAGGCCGAACAACCAUUGCUGUAGCACAUCGACUCAGCACGAUUCAGAAAGCAGACGUUAUCUACGUAUUCGAUAAGGGCGUCAUUGCCGAGUCCGGGACACAUUCGGAACUGAUGGCACUAAAAGGAAGAUACCGAGAGCUAGUCAGUCUCCAAAGUCUGGAAAAACAGCACUAA